AUGGGGGGCCAUUCUGACCUAGUCGAGUUCUUUAUUGAGAGAAAUUGUAACACAUCACAAGACAAUAGUAAUGGUGCAUCUUUGUCUUUGUUAGCUUGUAAAAGUGGUCAAUUAGCAUUAAUUCGAAAGCUUGAAGCAAGAAAUCUGUUCGUACUAAAUUCAACAGAUUUUUAUGGUUUUUCUGUACUUCAUUAUUCAUGCAUGUCUGAUGGAGUUAAGCUUUUGAAGUACCUUCUAGAUCAGUAUCAGAUAGCAAUUGAUGUGAAGAGUCGAAAAGGCAGUACUCCACUUCAUAUUGCUUCAUGGUUUGCUUCAUCAUCAGUUGUUGAGCAUAAUGUUAGUAUUCAAGGUAAUGAAGCAUUAUUAGUUACUGAUAAUGAUGGCAAGUUAUGUCUACAUUAUGCAAGUGAUGCAUCUAUGCAUAUUGAAGCUGCUUGUAUUGUGUGCAGUAGACUUUUUGUGCAACAUAAUACAGCACGUAUAUAUAUCAAUGGAACUACCAUGAUAAAGCAUAAUAUUGACUGUCAUAAAUUUAAUCAGAGAGCUAAUUUUUUUUUAUCUACUCUGAUGAAAGCUAAAACAUGCCCCAACUUUGACAUCAAUGCCAUUACAAGUGAUGGCCAGUCAUUACUUCAUUUUGCAUCAUACAGCUAUAGCAUUUUGAUUAUGAAAGCAUUAAAAGAAUACGGCAUUGAUUCUUCAUUAGAUUAUAGAGGAUUAUCUCCCGUACACUUUGCUACCUGGUCAGUUUCUACCAGUGUAUUGAAUUAUAUUAUAUCUCAGUAUAAUCUCAAUGCCAAUGAUGCUGAUUAUGAAGGCUGUACACCAUUACUCAGCUCCUGUUCGUUAGGUAGUGUUAAUUCUGUUAAAUAUCUUAUUUAUGAUCAUAGCAGUGAUCCUACUGUCACUGAUAAUAACGGUAUGACUUGUCUUCAUUAUUCUUGUCGUCAUGAUAAUGAAGGACGUAUGUUAGUACAUCAUGCUGCAUGGAGUGGUAACUUUGAUUUAGUUAAUUAUCUUAUUACUGGACAAGUAACUUUUCUGAUUGAUGAUUUAAAAUGUGAUGUCACUGCUUUAGACAAAUAUGGAAAUUGUGUUUUAGAUGCCUUUUCAUCAGGUAAUAUUGAUUUGGUACGAUUAUUGAUACAACAGUACAAGCUUGAGCCUAUCAUUAGUAAUAGUUCUGGUUUGACAGCAUUACAUGCAGCAGCAAAGGCUGGUCAUACUCAUAUAUUGGAAUGGUACAGUCAGGAGUAUAGUGUGGAUAUUACUAAUCACACUGACAAUAACAAGUACACACUAGCUCAUGCAGCUGCUUAUGGAGGUAAGCUAAAUUGUCUACAGGAACUGAUCAACAAGUAUCACUGUGAUGUUAAUGCCACUACUACUGAUAAUGGUAGUACAGUUCUUCAUAGAGCAUGUGCAGGAGGCCAUGUUUCUGUUGUACUUUAUCUCACUAGUCUUCCUCAGUGUAAUUACAGUGACUCUCUUCCUAUACUCAAGCAUCUGGUAGAGAAUCAUCAGUUAGAUCUUUGUGCCGUGAAUGAUGAGGGAAUGGCUUCUAUUCACUUAGCAUGUAGUGAGGGAAGAUUGAACUUGAUCCAGUACAUUAUAGAACACAUACCAUCAUCAAUUGAACUACCUGACAGUCAACAUGGUCGUACAUCAUUCCUUACUGCAGUGUACUUCAAUCAGUUAGAAGUUAUUAAGUAUUUUAUUAGUAAAAAGUGUAAUCUAUCAGCUACUGAUGAUGAAGGGUCUGUAGCAGUUCACAUAUCAGCAGAAAGAGGUCACUUGAAUGUACUUGAGUAUCUCAUUGAUAACAAUUAUGGUAAUCCUAAUGUAGUUGAUUGUCAAGACCGUACACCACUACAUGUUGCUGUUGCAGCUGGACAGUUUGAAAUAUUAAAAUAUUUACUGAAUAAAGCAUUUAUUAGACAGUCCUCAUGA
Molecule: messenger RNA, 1950 nt
Organism: Amphimedon queenslandica
Lineage: Eukaryota; Metazoa; Porifera; Demospongiae; Haplosclerida; Niphatidae
Product: serine/threonine-protein phosphatase 6 regulatory ankyrin repeat subunit C-like
Exons: 5
Coding region: 1-1950 (649 amino acids)
Molecular function (GO): protein binding
Source: RefSeq, a predicted model, not a curated record